ACUUAUUGUAUAAUUAUGUUUCAGGUGCAAUGAAUCAAGACAUGGACAUGAGGUCGAUAGAUCCACGCAUGGGACCGCGUGUUGGAGACCAAGAUAUGCGCAUCCCUCCCACUGUGCCCCCGAUGCCCCCCGCGCCAGUCAUGCCACCGCAUCGUGACGCUUUUGCUCCUCAAGAUCAAUUACCUCUGGAUAAAAACACACAAGAAAGCACCAUACCUCCUCAGGAAUUUAUGGAGAGCUUUCCCCGGGACCCUCGAGCAUACCAAAGAGACCCCAGAGCAGGAAUGGUGCCUCCUCCUCCGCCUCCGGUUGCAAUGCCGCCGCGCCCAGUCGCCGCCCCCGGCCCUGUGUUGCCACCUCCGCCGCCCCCCGGACCCCAACCUCCUCAACUGUCAUCCGCCAUCAGUGCCGGAGCACGACUCACUGCCGGAAUUCCGUCCGGUGCUACUGACCAGGAGAAGGCUGCUUUGAUAAUGCAGGUAUUGCAACUAUCAGAAGAGCAGAUAGCCAUGCUUCCGCCAGAGCAACGUCAAAGUAUAUUGGUGCUCAAAGAGCAAAUAGCAAAGAGCACACAUCGCUAGAUAGUUUUGUGAAAGAAAUAUUUUUCCCAUAUCCUAUUCUACAGUUGACUUGAUAUUGGAUUUUAUUUGUAACUUAUAAAAUUAAAAACUAAUCCCUUCUUUCAGCUG
Molecule: messenger RNA, 689 nt
Organism: Nilaparvata lugens (brown planthopper)
Lineage: Eukaryota; Metazoa; Arthropoda; Insecta; Hemiptera; Delphacidae
Product: wiskott-Aldrich syndrome protein family member 2-like
Exons: 6
Coding region: 30-581 (183 amino acids)
Biological process (GO): mRNA 3'-end processing
Cellular component (GO): mRNA cleavage and polyadenylation specificity factor complex
Molecular function (GO): mRNA binding
Source: RefSeq, a predicted model, not a curated record